Dipodomys spectabilis (banner-tailed kangaroo rat) is the source of this 2863-nucleotide messenger RNA. RefSeq names its product bromo adjacent homology domain containing 1 (gene Bahd1). NCBI's taxonomy places the organism in Eukaryota, Metazoa, Chordata, Mammalia, Rodentia, Heteromyidae. Gene Ontology annotation, molecular function: chromatin binding. The transcript has 7 exons. The coding region runs from base 169 to 2484 and encodes 771 amino acids. The record is from RefSeq and is a predicted model, not a curated record.
UCCGCCCGCCCGGCCGCGGCCCCCAGGAGGAGGCGCUGACGCAGCAGCGUGGAGCCCGGGAAUUGAGCGCCCCCGGGGGGUUCCAGCCGCCGGAUUCCAGCCCGGCCGGGGCCUGCGGGCGCCCGGAGCCGCGCCGUCCGCGCCGCCCGUCCCGGUUGGAGGGACCCCAUGACACACACUCGGAGGAAGUCCCUGUCCUUGCUGAGUUCUGGCUCUGCGGACCAGCAGGAGCCCCUGCAGAUGGAAGGCAGCAGCACGGAGCAGGGGGCCGAGGGCGUGGAGCCCGGCCGGCCAGCGAGCCCCGCGCACCUCACAGGGCGCCGCAAGAACUACCCGCUGCGGAAGCGGCCCCCGGUCCCCGAGAAGCCCAAGGCCUGCAAAGUGCUGCUGACCCGCCUGGAAAGCGUGUGCGGCCCCCGCAGCGCCGACGAGGCCGACGAGCUGCCCCCCGACCUGCCCAGGCCCCCCAGCCCCGCCCCGUCCGGCGAGGACGCCGGCCUGGUGCAGCCCCGCAAGCGGCGCCUGGCCUCCCUCAACGCGGAGGCCCUCAACAACCUGCUGCUGGAGCGGGAGGACGGCAGCCUGGCGGGCACGCGCCGCCCUGGCCGCGGAGACUCCCACCGCGCCCGCGACCGCGCCCCCAGCGGCUGGGCCGCCUCCAAGAAACGACCGCGGCUGGGAGAGGCGAGUCGGGACCUGUCCCCAGAGCCAGCCUCGGAGGAGGGCACCCGCCGAGAGGGAGACCCCGCGCCCAAGAGGCUGGCCAGCCUGAACGCAGCCGCCUUCCUGAAGCUGAGCCGCGAGCGGGAGCUGCCCCUUCGGCCCCCUCGGGCCCCGGCGGAGGCAGAGGGGCGAUCCACCGAGCCUCCGGCACCCAAGGUCCUGCGGCCCAAGUGGGCCAAGGUCAACGGCAAGAACUAUCCCAAGGCCCGGCAGGGGGCCGACCCCGGAGAGGCCGGCGGCCCGCCCGGCUGGCAGGAGCAUCCUGACGAGCCCCGGCCAUCUGCGACUCCAUGCGGGCCUUCCGCGCAGCCCCCCUGCCAGCCCCUGAGCAAGGCCCUGGAGAGCCCCGUGGGGCAGCGUCCCCACCUGCCUCUGCUCAUGGGUGGGCAGGCAGCCCUGAAGCCGGAGCCUGGGCGUCCGGGCGAGGAAUCGCCGGCCCCCAAGCAGGAACUGCACCAGCCCUCCUUCCCUGUACCUCAGCUGUCCCCCCUGCCCAUGCCCGGCAACCCCGCCGACUACAGCGGCCUGUGCGCCGGGCCUGAGCUCACGGCGCUGGGCAGCUUCUACCUGUACUGUGGCCAAGAUGGGCUGCAGUGUGGGGGCUACUCCCCCUGCCCCAUGCUCCCCGAGGGGAAGCUGUCCCCGGUGGCCGCCCCCACCGAGGGGCUCCUGCUGGCCCCAAGCUCAGUGCCUUCAGGCACCCCUUUCCAGCACCCACCCUGGAGCUCCUCUCGCUACUGCCCCAGCGAGAAGACGGGAGCCAACGGCUAUAGCAUCUGCGGCGUGCUGCCCCUGCCUCUCACCCACAUCGGCACUGCCUGUGGCGGCUCACCCUACAGAAUGCCUUUCGCAGCAGACGGCUGCAGGUCCCUGGGCCAGCUGGAAUUCCCUCUCCCGGAAGCUGGCCACCCAGCCUCGCCGGCCCACCCCCUCCUGGGAUGCCCUGUCCCCAGCGUGCCCCCCGCGGCGGAGCCUGUUCCCCACGUCCAGACACCUACCUCGGAGCCCCAGACGGUAGCCCGCGCCUGCCCUCAGAGUGCCAAGCCUCCCAGCGGUUCCAAGUCGGGCCUGCGCACGGGCGCCGGCUGCAGACACACGGCCCGCAGCAAGGCCGCCCGCAGGCCCAGUCACCCCAAGCAGCCGCGGGCCCAGCGCCCGCGCCCCCGCCGCCGCCGCCGCACCAACGGCUGGGUUCCCGUAGGAGCCGCGUGCGAGAAGGCCGUCUACGUGCUGGAUGAGCCGGAACCAGCCAUCCGGAAGAGCUACCAGGCAGUAGAGCGGCAUGGGGAGACCAUCCGCGUCCGGGACACCGUCCUCCUCAAGUCAGGCCCAAGAAAGACAUCCACACCUUAUGUGGCCAAGAUCUCUGCCCUCUGGGAGAACCCCGAUUCAGGGGAGUUGAUGAUGAGCCUCCUGUGGUAUUACCGGCCUGAGCACUUACAGGGGGGCCGCAGCCCCAGCAUGCACGAGCCUUUGCAGAAUGAAGUGUUUGCGUCACGCCAUCAGGAUCAGAAUAGUGUGGCCUGCAUCGAGGAGAAGUGCUACGUGCUCACCUUCGCCGAGUACUGCAGAUUCUGUGCCAUGGCCAAGCGCCGGGGCGAGGGCCUUCCCAGCCGGAAGACGGCGCUGGUGCCCCCAUCCUCGGACUACUCGACUCCGCCACACCGCACCGUGCCCGAGGACACAGACCCAGAGCUGGUGUUCCUUUGCCGCCAUGUCUAUGACUUCCGCCAUGGCCGCAUCCUCAAGAACCCUCAGUAGCGUCCUCAUGCCCACACGGGGGGGCUGCCCUCGGGCAAGUGGGGCUCGGGGCUGGGGGUACUGCUUGAAGCACAGCACUUGGUUUAAGGGGCCACGGGGUCCUGAGGUUGCCGGCCUGUGGUUUUCCUGGGAGGGGGUGGGAGGGCAGGGCCCCCCGUGGGUUCUGGGUCUUGAGGGGAGGAAGGAGAGGCCAGGUACAAAAUCAGCGCCCUCAGCUUGGCCCAGGGUGCCUCUCUGCCGUGCCCUGGGUGGAGACUCCCGAAGAAUCAGUCUUCCCUGAGGCUGGGCCAAGGCUGAGGGACAUGCACCAAGGAAGGGCAGGGGCGAGGGGGAUGGGUAAGGCCCUUCCAGAACCAGACAGACCCUUCUGCGGCCUCCC